CAGAACAUUUCCUUCUUGCAUGUUUCUUCAUGUUUACCAAAAAAAUACGGCAAAACAAAGGUGUAACAGAGACUGUCCGCUACUGUGGCCCCAUGACCAUUACCAUGGCAAUAGUUUGCGAAUGAUAUCCUUAAUAUUAAUAUUGAUAUGCUUGAUAAGAUCCAAUCAUUCAAGUAAUGAUGAUGCCUGGUAGGAAUGAUUAAAAUUGGAACUUUUUUUAGCAUCUGGUGUCCAACAAUCCCAAUCAUUUCUGAGCACACCAUAUCAUUCCAAGAAAGCUGAUAUAUGAACAGAAAUACUGUAAUGAAAGAUGCAGAUAAACUUAUUCAGUAUGUGAAGAAAGGUGCAUUGCACAAAGUAAAGCGACAUCUUCGAAGAUGGAAAAAGGAAGGGAAGAUUGUCCAGGAUGUGAAAACUGGCAACGGACGCACUUUACUACACCUUGCUUGUUACCAUGGUGAAGAUGCUAUCGCCAGGGUGUUGUUGCGGACUGGAUGUGCAGCCAAUACUGUUGAUAAAGAUGGAAACACUCCUCUACAUCUGGCAUUAAAUCGUGUCCUAGAGGGUAAUAUUCAUUUGAUGUUUGAUUUAGUUGAACCAUUACUUCAAACUGCCACCUCAGAUGAUAUCAUACAAGGUCAGCGUAAUGAUGUAGGAGUUACACCAGCAUUGUUACUUAAACAGGCACGAAAUUAUGUAGCUGAGCGCACAAAGCCUUCAAGCUCGCAUCAUGCAUCAUGGCAUGACGAAGAGAAAGAUGAAGACAAGGACUGGAAUGAAAAGCUAGCCUCGGAGUGGGCCUAUGAGAAUGAGGAAGUGCAUGGGCACAGUUAUUGGACUAGCUUUAAUGGCAAUGAUGAAAAGCACUGUACAGAAACCUAUGAUGAUUGGUCAGAAAGAAUCUCUACAGAAUACCAUGCAAAACUACGAAGUUCUAACACAUCUCAUCAUAAAAAAGCUAAGAAAACAAAGGAUAAAUCAAAAGCAAAUGAAAAAUUAUUAAGUGACCUUCAAAAAGAACAUGAAAAAUACCAACAAAGACAAACUGACAAAAGACUUAAAAGAAAGAAAGAGGAAUACCUAACAAUAGCAGAUCGUUUCUUCAGCAAUAGUAAUGACUCUGACAUUCUAGGGUAUGGUGAUAUUCCUUGGCCUGGUCACAUGAGUAAUGUGGAUGGGAUGUUGAAGGUGCUGCUCCAUGGGGUUGAAACUGAGUCGCUUAAGAAGUUUGUGUUAUCACAACUGCGAUUUUGGCAUCCUGAUAAAUUCCAGCAAAAACUGGGACAGAGAUUGCAUGCGGAGGAUAGCGAACAAAUUCUCAAACAAGUUAAUGAACUUAGUCAAGGCCUUAACAAAUUGAUUGAGGACAAAGAAUAAUUAGGAAUUACCAUAUUUAUUAGUUGAAAUUAUGCCAUAGUGUAUUAAUAAAUGUGAUUAUUUAUUAAUAA
This is a messenger RNA of Anneissia japonica, 1448 nucleotides long. Its product is annotated as NF-kappa-B inhibitor-like protein 1. The record is from RefSeq and is a predicted model, not a curated record. The coding region runs from base 286 to 1377 and encodes 363 amino acids. Gene Ontology annotation, molecular function: protein binding. Gene Ontology annotation, biological process: canonical NF-kappaB signal transduction. The transcript is spliced from 5 exons. NCBI's taxonomy places the organism in Eukaryota, Metazoa, Echinodermata, Crinoidea, Comatulida, Comatulidae.